AUAGGAAGCCAUCGAGAUCAAAAAGCUACGGUUUGUGUACGGACCGGUAGCAUCGCAUCGAUCGAUCUCGUCGACGGCGAGAUGUCUACCUUCAGCGGAGACGAGACCGCCCCCUUCUUCGGCUUCCUCGGCGCCGCGGCCGCGCUCGUCUUCUCCUGCAUGGGAGCUGCGUACGGGACGGCCAAGAGCGGGGUCGGUGUGGCGUCGAUGGGGGUUAUGCGGCCGGAGCUCGUGAUGAAGUCGAUCGUGCCCGUGGUGAUGGCUGGAGUGCUCGGGAUCUACGGAUUGAUCAUUGCUGUGAUCAUAAGCACCGGGAUCAACCCCAAGGCUAAGUCGUAUUACCUCUUCGAUGGGUAUGCGCAUCUAUCGUCCGGCCUGGCUUGUGGCCUCGCGGGCUUGUCCGCCGGCAUGGCUAUCGGGAUCGUCGGUGAUGCCGGAGUCCGGGCCAACGCUCAGCAGCCAAAGCUAUUUGUAGGCAUGAUUCUCAUCCUCAUUUUUGCCGAAGCCCUUGCGCUAUAUGGCCUUAUCGUCGGCAUCAUCCUCUCCUCUCGUGCUGGCCAAUCUCGAGCCGAGUGAGAAACAAAAGUUGUAUGUGUUACAUGCUCAUUUUCUAUUUAUAUCAAACAUCAAUUCUAUGUUUCCGCUGUACUUGUCACUAAAGAUUCUUUCCGUGUUAUGGUAUCCAAAAUGUAUCGAACUCUUGACGAUUACGUCUGACAAAUAAUUAGCACCCCUAUCUUAACUCUUAA
This is a messenger RNA of Musa acuminata subsp. malaccensis (wild Malaysian banana), 749 nucleotides long. RefSeq names its product V-type proton ATPase subunit c1. Gene Ontology annotation, biological process: proton transmembrane transport. Gene Ontology annotation, molecular function: proton-transporting ATPase activity, rotational mechanism. Gene Ontology annotation, cellular component: proton-transporting V-type ATPase, V0 domain. The record is from RefSeq and is a predicted model, not a curated record. Lineage: Eukaryota; Viridiplantae; Streptophyta; Magnoliopsida; Zingiberales; Musaceae.